This is a messenger RNA of Xiphias gladius (swordfish), 2838 nucleotides long. RefSeq names its product protein phosphatase, Mg2+/Mn2+ dependent, 1Ba (gene ppm1ba). The coding region runs from base 389 to 1597 and encodes 402 amino acids. NCBI's taxonomy places the organism in Eukaryota, Metazoa, Chordata, Actinopteri, Istiophoriformes, Xiphiidae. Gene Ontology annotation, cellular component: cytosol; nucleus. Gene Ontology annotation, molecular function: protein serine/threonine phosphatase activity; manganese ion binding; magnesium ion binding. The record is from RefSeq and is a predicted model, not a curated record. The transcript is spliced from 6 exons. Gene Ontology annotation, biological process: positive regulation of canonical NF-kappaB signal transduction; negative regulation of canonical NF-kappaB signal transduction; positive regulation of canonical Wnt signaling pathway.
GAACGUCAUCUGCCUCAUACAUUUAGCUUUAGCCGAAAUUAGCUAGACGCUCAAAACGAGUGUGUUUCUUUUCAACCGGCAGCUUACGUAACGCUUAUUUAUUUAGUGCUCCCCGGGUUCACAGUACCAAUCAUGUAUAUAAAAGCUUUAUUCCGAUGCAGAGACAUGCUGAAAGGAGAACUGACCGUGUGAAAUGCUGGCUAGCGUAAUCAAAGCUAGCUGACGAGCAGGGGCCGAGAAACGAAAGUGGCUAACAUUAACGAGAGCUAAGCCUAUCACUACAAGCCAGGGCACUUUAACAUACCUGAUCCUAAAGCCACGAGAAGAAGGGCUGACAAAGAUACUUCUUAUCCUACAAAGUAGCAGUGGGUCUCUCAAGGGCAGAGCCAUGGGUGCGUUCCUGGACAAACCCAAGACAGAAAAGCAUAAUUCACAUGGUGAGGGCAAUGGCCUGCGCUAUGGGCUGAGCUCCAUGCAGGGCUGGCGGGUGGAGAUGGAGGAUGCUCAUACAGCUGUGUUGGGACUUCCUGCUCCUGGUAUGACUAACUGGUCGUUUUUUGCUGUGUAUGAUGGUCAUGCUGGUUCGAGGGUUGCCAACUAUUGCUCUAAGCAUCUUCUGGAACACAUAAUCAGUGCUAGCUUAGGGGCCAGAGGGACACAAGGCUCCCAGGCUGGUUCAGACAGUUCCAGCAGUGACCCUCCAGCGCAAGUUCCUCCUACAGUGGAGGCUGUGAAAGCCGGGAUCCGGACAGGCUUUCUGAGGAUUGAUGAGCACAUGCGCAGCUUUUCUGAUCUUCGAAAUGGCAUGGACCGUAGUGGCUCCACGGCAGUGGGAAUCCUCCUGUCACCAGAACAUUUCUUUUUCAUUAACUGUGGUGAUUCUCGAGCUGUUCUGUACCGCAAUUCACAUGUGUGCUUCUCCACACUUGACCACAAGCCCUGCAACCCACGUGAGAGAGAGCGCAUCCAGAAUGCUGGUGGCUCAGUGAUGAUUCAGAGGGUUAAUGGGUCACUGGCCGUAUCAAGAGCCUUGGGGGACUAUGAUUACAAGUGCGUGGAUGGGAAGGGCCCCACAGAGCAGCUGGUGAGUCCUGAACCAGAAGUGUUUGAGAUGGUUCGGGCCCCAGAACAGGAUCAGUUUGUGAUCUUGGCCUGUGAUGGCAUCUGGGAUGUCAUGUCCAAUGAGGAGCUGUGCGACUUUGUAAAAUCUAGGCUUGAGGUGUCUGAUGACCUGGAAAGAGUCUGCAAUGAAGUGGUGGAUACCUGCCUGCACAAGGGGAGUCGGGAUAACAUGAGUGUUGUGUUAGUGUGUUUGCCCAACGCUCCCAAAGUGUCAGAGGAAGCUGUGAGGAAAGAUGCUGAGCUCAACAAAUAUCUGGAGUCUCGAGUGGAAGAGAUGCUGUCUCGGCCGGGGGAGGAGGGGUUUCCGGACCUGGUAACAGUGAUGAGGAACUUGUCUACUGACAGCGGCAUGCCCCCCCUGCCACCAGGGGGAGGCCUUGCCAGCAAACGCAGUGUUAUUGAAGCAGUAUACAACCGUCUCAACCCAUACAGGGAGGAAGAUGGGAGCGGAGCUGAUUUGGAGUACCACUGGUAGCUGUCCAGCGCAACUGCCUGAUCCAAAAAACAGGACCACUUUUCCACACAAGAUCACAUCUAUAGUCACCUUUUAAUUUUUAAACACCCCCCCCCCCCAACACUGAGAGAUCAAUCCAAGCAGAAAUCCUGGUUUUAAAAACACACAAUACAUCCAACGUGGAGGACUGCAAAACAGAUUUGGUUGGUUCUUUUUAUAGAACAAAAUGGGGAAAAAACAGGAACAACUGCUUCACUGGUAUACAGUAUAUAUAUCAUAGGAGAGGCAAACAAGCACAGUUUCUCUUGCCCCUUGUUUUCUUGCUGUCUUUGCAGUGGUUGUUUUUUUUUGUUUGUUUUUUGUUUUUUUGGUGGCUCGACAGAGACACAGGAGCAGCCCUGCUUUGAACGCUUUGGGGUUCUAUGGUGCCUUGCUCAGAACUGAGAGAGAGAGGGGAGGACUUCACAACAGCCAGCCAUGACCAAACCAGCCACUCAUGGAUGUUUUAGGGGGUUGUUGGCUGCGUUUUUUGUUUAAUUUGUUUUUUGUUUUUGUUUUUGUUUGUUUGUUUGUUUUUGGGGCAUUAUUUGUUUUGAAGUGUGAACUUUACUUGCACCUGACUGGUAGCCAAUCAACCACACAGGCCUGUGAUUCCCACACAACUUAAGUUUGUCCAGCUCAGGCAAGCUUGGGUUUCUAGGCAUUACUAGUCCUCAAACGGGGCCCGACACUUCACCUGCCCUUGCACCCGGCUCGCUGGAGAAAGCCUCACAGAAGUCCCAGGUUUAAAACUCCCAAAGUCCUCACUUUUCAAAGACCUCUAGGUUAAAGCCUCAAAUUCAGCGCCGCAGAGCUCCAUUGAUCCUGAGGCUACACACCUGAUCACAAGGGGAACGCUCAUGAGAGAACCAAGUCUGUCUAGGAACAAAUGUCAGUUUGGCUCCUCCAAACUAAAACAAGACCAAACAGUUUAAACUCAAGUGUGAUGACUCUACUUGCACAUCUCUGCUCACUUGCUCUCCUCAUCUCUUAAAGGAUGUUAUCAAACAGAUGAUUUCUCACUUUUCCUCUCUGUCUCUCUCUCUUUUAGCUUUCUCUGUUUCUUCAUAUGACAGAAGAGACUCGGCUGCCAUUUGGAUUUGGCAGACAUGGCCAGAAUCAUGUUGUUGUUUAAGAGAUAGAAAGAUAGAAAUUAUAUGUAAAAUUUCUCUCUCCCUCUCUACAUACAUACACACAUAAAUACAUACAUACAUACAUACAUA